Messenger RNA from Pocillopora verrucosa, 918 nucleotides. The record is from RefSeq and is a predicted model, not a curated record. NCBI's taxonomy places the organism in Eukaryota, Metazoa, Cnidaria, Anthozoa, Scleractinia, Pocilloporidae.
AUGGCAAUUGCAAGUAACUUUGGAACUAACCAGUCCCGCAACCAGGAGAAUAGUUCCGGAUUAGGGACCGUUGAAAUCGCAAACUGUGUCCUUAACGCUCCUCUGAUGCUCGUAUCCAUCAUUGGCAACGUUUUGGUUCUUUCCACCAUAUUGAGGACUCCAUCGUUCCGUUCGCCAUCCAUGAUUUUCCUUGGUAAUUUGGCCGUUUCAGACCUUUUUGUUGCCCUUUUCGCUCAACCGAUUUACAUUUUGGCUUACAUGUAUACAACAGGAAACAAUCAUCUUGGCCGAGCAUCUCAUGUCAUGGGGUUUUCUGUUUGUGGAACCUCUCUUUCGACAAUAACAGCUUUAGCCGUUGACCGAGUGUUGUCUCUUCAUUAUCAUAUGCGAUAUCCAGAUUUUGUGACUACGCGUCGAGCCUUGUGCACUUCAGCCACUCUUUGGUCCAUUCACGUGCUGAUCUCCUUGUUAUCAACUCGGUCAAAGAAAAUGUAUUACUUCGCUGCAACCGUUUCCAUUUCAAUAUGCCUUUCAGUUUGCAGCGUUUGUUUCAUCAAAAUUUACAGAAUUGUUCAUAAGCAUCAGUUGCAGAUCAACAUUCAGCAACAGGCGGUAGAAAGAUUGAAUGAAGCCUUAGAAAAUAAUCAUAGGGUGACGAGAUCCGCGAAAGGUGCCAAAAACAUUUUUAUCUACUACAUUGUGAUGAUUACGUGCUACACCCCUUUGUUUUCUGCAUAUUUAACAUCAGGUAUUCCACAAAUAAAAUAUAGAUUUCGAUGGACCUUUCCAGUAACCGUAGCAUUUUUUAACUCUUCAAUCAAUCCAGUCUUGUAUUGCUGGCGACACCGCGAGCUCCGAAAGGCAGUCUUGAAAACUGCAAGGCUAAUUUGUUUCAAGGGACAGAUUGAAACUAACUAG